AGCAACAGCAGGGAGGAGCUUCCCUUUGAAGGGCAUGUGGCAGCCGCCGCUUAGAAACCGGGAGAUCCGGGAAAAGGAGGAGGAGGAGGAGCCACGGCUAAGUAACCUUCAGGCUCUCGCAGGCUCUCAGGGAGCAGAUCAGAACAGAAACUUAACAGGCAUUCUGGAGACCCAGCGUCUGAAGCCCGGGAAGGGUCUCUGAGUCUAGAGCUACUUCCCAGAGCCCUGAAGUACCGUCUAGGAUUGGGAAGCUGAGCCUGGAGCCCCAAUUCCGCAGCUUCAGAGCAUCUACCCGCUGCUCCCCCUCCCAUUUCCUGGCGUAAGGAAGCAGCCAGCUUGCUGAGCGCCUGACUUUCAACUCCUAGGACCCCUGUCCAGUGCUGACCCUUACCACCUGUUUCCUAGAAGAAACAACCCACCCUAGGAGUCGCCAUGGCGAAGAUGCUCCCAGCCCAGGAGGCAGCAAAAAUCUACCACACCAACUAUGUGAGGAAUGCCCGAGCCAUGGGGGUCCUGUGGGCUCUGUUCACCCUCUGCUUUGCUGUGAUCAUGGUGGUGACUUUCAUCCAGCCCUACUGGAUCGGGGACAGCAUUGACACACCACAGGCUGGCUACUUUGGCCUUUUCUCCUACUGCAUUGGCAAUGCCCUUACAGGGGAACUCAUCUGCAAGGGCAGCCCGCUGGACUUUGGCACCAUCCCCUCAAGUGCCUUCAAAACAGCCAUGUUCUUUGUGGGCAUCUCAACCUUCCUCAUCAUUGGCUGCAUCUUCUGCUUCAGCCUCUUCUUCUUCUGCAACGCAGCCACUGUCUUCAAGGUGUGCGCUUGGAUGCAGCUGGCAGCAUGUGCAGGCUUGUCAAUAGGCUGCCUGCUCUACCCUGAUGGCUGGGACUCACCUGAGGUGAAACGUAUGUGUGGCGAGAAGACUGACAAAUACACACUGGGAGUGUGCACAGUGCGCUGGGCAUACAUCCUCUGCAUCAUUGGGAUCCUGGACGCCUUCAUUCUCUCCUUCUUGGCAUUUGUGCUUGGCAACCGGCAAGACAAUCUCCUUCCAUCUGACUUCCAAGUGGAUAAUAAAGAAGAAGGAAAUGAAUGAAGACAAACAACCUCAAAUGUACCUUGAUUGAAGUGGGCGACAUACACAUUCCAACUAUCAAGCUGGAGUCCAGAAGGCUGCUUGAUACGCACUCCCAGACUUUUAUUGCCUGCAAACAUUCAACUGCGCUAUGACACAAAACCAAAGGCACCAAAAAAAAAGGGGGGGUGAGGACUCCUUUCGGAAAACUAACCAUUCUUUCUCUGGAAAGAUCACCUACUAGAUUCUCAAAACCUUUGCCUUUGCCAAGAACUAUACCCAAAUAUUCUUGAACUGAAGAUCUUCUAUGCAAGAAUCAACAUAUUUGUGAUAUUCUCUUUUAACUGAGGUAUCCAAUUAAUCAAGAGCCAAUGCAGGCAUAUAAUAAGUAACAAGCAGCCUAUGUGAAGUAAUCUGUUCCCUCUGUUUACAUGAAGCCAGAGUGGAAAGCCACAAAAGUAACUGAGACCCAAUGACAGGCACGCCCAGGAGAAUAGUAGACUUCCUUCUUUGAAGAAUGACUUUCUAUCCUGCACUACAAAGUGAUCGUGAAACUUCCUUCCAGUCAUGAGUUUGCUGUGCAUCAAGGAAAGCUGCUGACCAUGGAGAAUAUCUCUUGUUAGGUGUGCAGUUGCUUGCAGUUUUCAGAAUUUGGUCUUUUAUUCUGUUCUUAUGUUUAGUGUAGCCUACUGAGGUUUUCCGUAAAGCAUAAAUGAAAGAAACCUGCAGCAAAAAUUAGCAGUACCAACAAGAUGCAGUAAUACUCGCAUCCAAGGAAAAUAGGUCUAUAAGCAAGUCCCAGACAUCAGCCACAAAGCUAACCCUCCCCUCCCUUGGCCUUACAAAAUAUCCCACUAAGAUACCAAAAGAACCACAGAACAAGCAAAACAUGCUAGUAGUUGGGUAAUGCAUCUCUGCAGUAGGCUCUGUCCACUGCACAGAGCGUAUUAGAAAUAAACUCAAAUGAUAAGAUUAUGCUAAACAGAUCUACUCUGAAACCCAAGAGUAUUAACUGGAUUUCUCUUUAUGGUUAAUUAUCCGGGACAAUUCAAACAUCUCUUCCUGCAAUGAAACCAGUAUUGCAUUAAGAUGAUAGAGUUAAAAUAAGCUGCUAGUAUUGUAAUGUAAAUCUUAACUUAGACCAUGAUAAUGAAAUGUCUGAUCAAUUAUGCAUUGUGGUUUAUGCUUUCAAGAAUUAAUUUCAUCAUCUUUUCUCCAGCAGUCUAAAAGCAGACCACCAUUUCCUGAACUCAUCAGCCACCAAUAUUCUUUGUUUCCUUUUCCUGCCCUGCAGCCAUGCAACUAGAUCACUAUAUCCCCAUAACACAGCAGUGCUUGGAUUUAAUUUAAGCUUCUCACUGUCUCACAGCCUGUUCAGAUAAGAGGCUCUACUGUACGAAACCUGUGGAUGAAUAUAGACAGC
This is a messenger RNA of Podarcis muralis (Common wall lizard), 2500 nucleotides long. RefSeq names its product LHFPL tetraspan subfamily member 5 (gene LHFPL5). The record is from RefSeq and is a predicted model, not a curated record. NCBI's taxonomy places the organism in Eukaryota, Metazoa, Chordata, Lepidosauria, Squamata, Lacertidae. Gene Ontology annotation, biological process: detection of mechanical stimulus involved in sensory perception; sensory perception of sound. Gene Ontology annotation, cellular component: plasma membrane.